GUAAGAAAAAGACAAACGCUUCCUUGUGCUGCUGCUUUUCUUCAAGACAUAAUAUAACAAUACACGCGCUUUCUUACGGAAGGAGGAAGGAAGUUUGAGAAUCAAAUUCAAACGCCAAAGAACAAUGUGGCGGGGUAGUAGGGGUUUUCUUCUCCUAGUGCUGCUCUCUCUUCCCCUUUUCGAUUCAGUAGCUUCUCUGAAUCGUAGCAGUUUUCCGGCGGAUUUCUUUUUUGGAACUGCAUCUUCCGCUUAUCAGUAUGAAGGUGCCGCAAACGAAGGAGGUAGAGGCCCUAGCAUUUGGGACACCUACACUCACAGAUACCCCGAAAGGAUAGCUGACCACAGUAAUGGGGAUGUUGCUACUGAUUCAUAUCAUCACUACAAGGAAGAUGUGGCUUUGAUGAAGGAUGUUGGAUUUAAUGCAUACAGAUUUUCGAUCUCUUGGUCCAGAAUACUUCCCAGGGGGAACCUUAAAGGAGGAGUGAACCAAGAAGGCAUUGCAUAUUACAAUAAUCUCAUAAAUGAACUCUUAUCAAAAGGAAUACAGCCCUUUAUAACACUAUUCCACUGGGACCUCCCUCAAGCUCUUGAAGAUGAAUAUGGUGGUUUUCUUAGCCCGAAAAUUGUGCAGGAUUUUGCAUCCUAUGCAGAAAUAUGCUUCAAAGAGUUUGGAGACAGGGUAAAGCACUGGAUCACUCUUAAUGAGCCACUGUCCUUUAUCGUUGGUGGUUAUGCAAAUGGUGGAUCUCCUCCUGGAAGAUGCUCUAAGUGGCUAGGCCCAAACUGUAAUGUUGGUGAUUCUAGUACUGAGCCUUACCUUGCUUCCCACCACCAGCUUCUUGCUCAUGCUGCAGCUGUCAAAGUCUAUCGGGAGAAGUACCAGAUUUCCCAGAAAGGUCAAAUAGGGAUAACCCUAAAUACUGGUUGGGUUAUGCCUUUGACCCCAUCUAAUGCUGACAAAGAGGCAGCAGCUCGGAGUCUUGCUUUUUCAUAUGACUGGUUCAUGGAACCCCUGCAUUCUGGUUUAUACCCUGCUGUAAUGGUUGAAAAAGUUGGUGCGCGAUUGCCGAAGUUUUCCAGAAGCGAAUCCUUAAUGGUUAAAGGGUCCUUCGAUUUCAUAGGUUUGAACUAUUACACUUCAAAUUAUGCAGCUGCUACUCCUUGUCAACAUGAAAAGCGAACCUUAUUCACAGACCCUUGCGUUAGAUCUACUACUGUAAGAAACGGAGUUCUCAUUGGUCCAAAGGCUGCCUCAGACUGGCUCUAUGUUUAUCCACGAGGAAUUCAAGAGCUACUACAAUACACGAAGGAGAAAUUUAACAAUCCUGUCAUUUACAUAACGGAAAAUGGAAUUGAUGAGGCCAAUGAUGGUAAAAGGAAUCUCGAUGACAAAAUGAGGAUGGACUACAUCAGAAACCACCUUCUGUAUGUUCAAAGGGCCAUAAGGAAUGGUGUGAGGGUGAAGGGCUACUUUGCAUGGUCAUUCUUAGACAAUUUUGAGUGGGGUGCCGGAUACACUGUUCGGUUUGGAAUGGUGUACGUAGACUACAAGAAUGGGCAGAGAAGGUACCGUAAAAGAUCAGCUUUAUGGUUCAAAGUUUUUCUUCGCGGAUGAAACGUCAUGAUUAGACUGGGCAGAGAAGGUACCGUAAGCUUAAGCGUGGCCACUAUAUGAAAUUGAUGUCUGAUAAUUGGCUCUAAGACUGCUUCAUUGUAAUCUGAGGUUCAUGUCUUUCCUUGAUCUGUUUCUGUACUUUGUUGUCUAUUAGCCAACCCAUAAUAUGGCGAGACUUUUGUUGUUCCGUUGGUAAUACUUAACAAAUUAGUGGACUCUUCAACAUUA
This is a messenger RNA of Prosopis cineraria, 1843 nucleotides long. Its product is annotated as beta-glucosidase 13-like. Gene Ontology annotation, molecular function: beta-glucosidase activity. Gene Ontology annotation, biological process: carbohydrate metabolic process. The record is from RefSeq and is a predicted model, not a curated record. Bases 125 to 1615 code for a protein of 496 amino acids. The transcript is spliced from 13 exons. Lineage: Eukaryota; Viridiplantae; Streptophyta; Magnoliopsida; Fabales; Fabaceae.